AUGUUCGAGGACUUCUCCUUCUCCCUAUCCACUAGGCUUGAUGCCGACGAGGAUCGAGUCAUGGCCGACAGCGACAGCAGCCUUGUGUCGCCUCUGUCCUCGCGAUGUCCCUCUCCCAGGUCCUUCUAUCGACUGCCUCAGAAACCGGCGUCCCGUUCUCGCUCCUCGUUCUUCCGCCCGACCCAACAGCCGCCUACCUCCGUCCCGUCGCCCUACGAUAAGCGGUUAUCCAUCACCACCUUGACGAGAAAGCUGCACGAGCAUACUCUCAACAACCCGGAGAUUGUGGAGGAUCAGCCGCUGUCGCCAACAACCGAUGUCAUUCAUACUCCAGCCAAAUUCCCAGGGUACUUCCUGACACCGCCAGAUACCGACCAGGACGAUGAGGGUUUCUACGAUUCAUCCUCGAUAACUUCCUCCCAGCCAUCGACUCCACAGUCCCCGUUCCUGUGUCCGACAUCGGUCCCGCCAGAGUAUCAAUUAUCAGAUAGGAGCCGCGAACUUUCUCCCAUCUCCGCUUCCGUCGCCUUUCCAGAUAAGCAAAGCGUCCGUACAAAACGGCAACAGAUCUCCCGCUUUCAAUGCGGCGCAAAUACUGCCAUCGACGCCGUCCGGCGCGCCAUGGAGGAGGAAGCACUCGAGGUAGACACUCUCGGAGAAGACGAAUGUCACCCCAACUCGCUUCCCCCACAGUUAUCACCGCGUCGGAAGUCCAAACGGAGCCGGUCCCGUCCCGCGGGAGUCUACGAACUAUCCAUCCCAGAGCCGGGGACUUACGAACUCACCGUAUCCGAGUCUAGGUCGAGGAGGACAAGCAGCUCGUAUGCUCCUUCCUCGCACCGGAUCGAUAAGAGCUACGGUCGUGACCUCCGGAAACGGAGUGAGCAGGGCUUGAGACGGAAAAGUCUGGUGAGCGCUGCUCUGGCUUCUGUUGUUGAGAGGUCCCAUUCUCCUGCUUGA
Molecule: messenger RNA, 960 nt
Organism: Monascus purpureus
Lineage: Eukaryota; Fungi; Ascomycota; Eurotiomycetes; Eurotiales; Aspergillaceae
Source: the annotation of a GenBank genome assembly